AUGCGCAGUAGCACUCCGCACCCCCGCAGAAACAUGGCCGCGGCCGUCGAUAGUGUUGUGAAAGUGCUGGGAGAGCAGUACUACAAAGAUGCUAUGGAGCAGUGUCACAGUUACAAUGCUCGUCUCUGUGCCGAGCGCAGCAUCCUCAUGCCCUUCCUGGACUCUCAGACUGGUGUGGCCCAGUCCAACUGUUAUAUCUGGAUGGAGAAAAGGCAUCGCAGUGCAGGUGUAGGACCUGGUCAGCUGUACACAUAUCCAGCUCGUCGCUGGAGAAAGAAGAGGCGCUCCCACCCCCCUGAGGACCCGCGUUUGGCCUUCCCUCCCCUCAAAGCAGCUGAUAUAGAGUUGGGAAUAAAACGUGACGGAUUGGCGGCCGUGGAUGGCAGCAGUUUGGAGGCGCUGCUCAAGGGAGAGCCUCUUGAUAGAAGAAGUGGAGUGUCUGAUCUUCGCGGUACUGAAGAAGAUGUAGCCACUGUGGAACCUCCUGCAUCCGCAACUUCAGGACGCAUCCGCAAGAGAGUCGUAGACCAUGACGACUACUUAGAUGACCUGGAUGAUGAGGACUUUGAAGACGAGACACCCAAAAGAAGAGGAAAAAGCAAGUCAAAGGGACGCAGCGAUAAGAACGGCAAGAAGAAAUCUGAGGCCACUGCUGCCGCUGCAUUGGAAGAGCGGGACAAACCAUACGCCUGUGACAUCUGUGGGAAGCGCUACAAGAACCGCCCUGGCCUGAGCUAUCACUAUACACACUCGCACCUGGCCGAGGAGGAGGGCGAGGACCGCGAGGAGCUCGAGGCACCACCCACUCCUCGGCAGCCUGACGAGCCCAAGACAACCAAAAAGGGUCCGAACGGAUUAGCACUGCCCAACGAUUACUGUGAUUUUUGCCUGGGAGAUUCAACCUUAAAUCAGAAGACUGGUCAGUCUGAGGGGCUGGUGUCCUGCUCAGACUGUGGACGCUCUGGCCACCCCACCUGUCUGCAGUUCACUCCAGUGAUGAUGGCGGCUGUGAAGACAUACCGCUGGCAGUGCAUAGAGUGCAAAUGUUGCAAUGUGUGCGGCACCUCAGAGAACGAUGAUCAGUUGCUGUUUUGUGAUGAUUGUGACAGAGGUUACCAUAUGUACUGUCUCUCUCCUCCUAUGUCAGACCCACCCGAGGGAAGCUGGAGCUGCCACUUAUGUCUUGCUCUCCUAAAAGAUAAAGCAUCCAUUUACCAACAGAAUGCUGCGGAGUGA
Knipowitschia caucasica is the source of this 1236-nucleotide messenger RNA. Lineage: Eukaryota; Metazoa; Chordata; Actinopteri; Gobiiformes; Gobiidae. The record is from the annotation of a GenBank genome assembly.